Podarcis lilfordi (Lilford's wall lizard) is the source of this 13765-nucleotide messenger RNA. Lineage: Eukaryota; Metazoa; Chordata; Lepidosauria; Squamata; Lacertidae. The record is from the annotation of a GenBank genome assembly.
AGUCUCCGUGGCAACACGCUCCCGCCUCCUCUGGGAAAGGCCGGCGAGAGAAAAGGAAAAGCCGUCCGGGCGCAAACACGGCGCGCUGCGCGGAACGUUCCGCCCAGGAGCCGUUAUGGAGCAGAGCCCCGGCCAGAGUGAGGGCGAGCGGGUGUCUUUCGGGAGACGGGAGGGAGCGGAGAGCGCUUGCGGCCCCGCGUCCUUGACUGCUCUCACCGUCCCUUUCGUGUCUCUGCUUCCCUUUCAGGUCGGCCCCCGGACGCGCGCGGCGGCGGCGGCGGCUGCUCCUGCUGCCCAGUGUGGAGCCUUCCUCGGGGCUUAGCCCUGGGCCCUUCCCUGUCCGCCGAGAGGGGCCUUGGGGUGUGGUGUGUGGGGAGCCCCUUGCAGCCGGGGGCGCUGCUGCUCCUGCUUGGUCCGGAGGAAGAGGAGCAGGAGGCGGGCGCCUGCCCGGCGGUGAGCGAUGGGCGGGCAAAUUUGGGCCUCCAGUCAGAUCCCUCAGGCCGGUGGGGGCGCCCUCUCGCGACCCCCUGCCCGGCCAACCACAUCUAGACGCCCGACCCUUCUCGGUUGCCGGGAGAAGGGAUUCUGGCAGGCGCAGCUUGUUCUAUCCACCAGUUAAGAAAGCAGCUUGCUUGCCCAAUUUCUCUCUUCAAAGUGCAGCUGUCCUGGUCUUGGUGUUAUCUAAUCACCUUUGGGUGGCCAAAAAUAGUUUUGAUUGGUUUCUGGUAUCCUUGACACCUGCGCAUGGAUGGGAAAAAGGGGAUAGAAGGCAUUUCCACCCUCUCAUAAUGCUAGCGCUUCCCAGUAAGCUAACGAAACGGGGUAGAAAAGGAAGUACUGUACUUACACAGCUCAUAAUUAAUAUGCAGAAUUCAUUGUCACACUAUAUGGUGACCACUAGCUUAGGUGACAUUAAAAGAUGAUUUUAAAAGUUCAUAGGGAAUAAAUACCAAUGGUUAUUAGCCAAAGUGUUUCGGCAGCCGAAUGCCACUGAAUACCAUGACGGAGUGGCCUAUUGCCCUCAUACCAGACUUGUUAGAAUGCUGAGCUAGAUGGACCUUUUGUCCAAACUAGCAAGGUUUUUCAUGUUAGAAGGUAAUUGCACACACAUCUAGCUCUGGUGCCACGGUUUCCUCUUUCUGUCUAUAGAAGUCUGAACUGUAGUCACUUCAUGUUGCUUAGUUGUCCCAUUGAGAAUGUGCUUCAAAGGUGAAGUUUGUCUCUCCCUUCCUCAUGAAGCAGUCAUGUAUCUGUUCCAUCAUGCACACAACUCAGCCCUCACUUGGCAUACCCCUGCUCAUUGCAUGGGUUGAAACUGACUGAAUGUGGCAUGAUGUCUGCUUAGUUUAUAUUCCACUUUACUAGUAAGUACUCAAGACAACUUACAGUCAGACACAUUUUUAUCCACUCAACAAUUCUGUGAAGGAGCACUGAAAGUUAUUGUUGCUCAAGGCCACUUACUCCUCUAUUCUUAUCUGAGCAGUUUUAACAUUUGGUCUCCUACAUAGUCUAGCCACUACUGCGCACUACUUUCAGCUGCUUAAAAGGUCACUGCUGAGUGACCGCAACUGUGUAGGGAGAGUUGGUCUUCUGUAGUAUCAGGCCAUCUAGCGAGGCAAGUAUUUACUACAACUGAAUGAAAAUGGGGGCAUAGUUUGUAGCUGCUGAAGCUCUAUAGGCAAACAGUUCACCACAUGGCUAUAUUUCCCCAAAGUGACUUUACAAGUAGUAGUAUUACAAAUAAUAAUCUAAGCUCAUCCCAUUUCUGACAACUCAGUUGAACAUGUGUUGAAUUACAGUAGUUACCAAUAAUUCUUACUGUAGAUCUGAGGACUGAACAUAUAGUAGCAAUCACUGUAUCUUGGGAUUAUUUUUUUUAUAUCUUAAAAAACAUACUGCAGAGGGAGGAUAAUGGGAUGGUGAAGCAGUGCUUAGGGAAUAUGAUUAACUCUUUCCCCUUAUUUCCAUGAUUGAAAUCACACAGUGCUUACUUCAGAGUAAGGAAGCGAUCUUUACUCAGGCUAGCAGCAAGCACAGGUUCAGUCGUAAAGAGUUCAAGUUACAAGAGCAAGAUAAGUGAUUCAAAACUGAAUACAGUGGUGCCUCGCAAGACGAAAUUAAUCCGUUCCGCGAGUGUCUUCGUCUAGCGGUUUUUUCGUCUUGCGAAGCAACCCUAUUAGCGGCUUAACGGAUUAGCGCUAUUAGCGGUUUAGCGGCUAUUAAAGGCUUAUCGGCUUAGCGGAUUAGCUGCUAAAAGGCUAUUAAAGGCUUAGCGGCUUAGAUAAAGGGGGGGAAAGCAAAAAAAAAAUCUCAAGACUCGCAAGACAUUUUCGUCUUGCGAAGCAAGCCCAUAGGGAAAUUUGUUCUGCGAAGCAACUCAAAAACGGAAAACCCUUUCGUCUAGCGGGUUUUCCGUCUUGCGAGGCAUUCAUCUUGCGGGGCACCACUGUAACUGAGUUGGUAGAGCAUGAGACUCUUAAUUUCAGGGUUGUGGGUUUGAGCCCCACAUUGGCAAAAGAUUCCUGCAUUGCAGAGAGGUGGACCAGAUGGCCCUCGAGUUCCCUUCCAGCUCUACAAUUCUUGGUUCUAUUAAUGACGCUAGAAGAUGUCCCAAUGGUUGUCACACCCCUCCCACCAAGUUUUAAAAAGUCUAGGUGGAGUAUGUUCACUCACGAGACUUUCUUGCCUCACUAGCCUGCUGCACACACAUGUGUGCUUCUCUGGAGCAGAUGCAGCUGAUCCCACCUACAAAAGUGGUGCCACGUUUGUGGCCACUAGACUGUCCUGCCCCUCUCCCUGGAGCUGCUCUUGCUCAGCUCCUCCCACUGGCUAGUCAGAGUCGUCCUCCCUCCCUAAUAAUUAUCUGCGCCUCUCAAGAGGAGCAGUGACAACAGCUAAGAGGAUGUAGCUUUGUUUCACUUUUUCUGACAUCUAAAGUUGCAUGGGGAAGACCCACACCCUCCACCUCCAGAUGCCCAAUCCUGAUAGGGCCGAGGGGCUCAUGACAUUACCUGACUUCCUCCCCACCUCCUGGAGGGCAAACAACAGCUCAUUCAUUUAUUUUUAUUUUGACAAUUUAUGUAUUGCUUAAUUACAGUAGUCUCUUAAAUAAAGUACAAUAGUGUAAUACAAUAAAGAUAAAAAUCAGUUGAAGCCAUAAAUCAGUCAAUUUCAUUUAAAUGUCUGCCAGAAUAAAAACUCCUCAGUAGGCACCCAGUGUUCAACAGGGAGGAAGAUUGACCUCAAAUAGAAGGGCGUUCCAUGAAAUUGGGCCCAGUACUGAAGGCACAGCUGCUAGAGGAUGUGAGCUGUGCAUUUAAACUUAGGAUGGUAAUUUCAACAGAGGAAACAGUGUGAAGUCUGUGAUCCAGGUGAGGGUGCAUAGCUGCUCUCAAGUAAAUAAAAAGACAUUGGAAGACCCAACAGCAUAUUGCCUACAUUAUAUGUAUGUUGGCCCUGAGGGCAUAGGCCACCACACUCAUUCUUAAUAUGCCAGCUUGAUUGUUGAAUUGACCCUCAUGUGAAAAGGACAGCUAGCCCAUUAGUUCUCGGCUUAAGAUCUGCCCGUGGGAAUUAAAAUACCUCUCUAACUGGGACUCCCCUUACUCUCACGUUUCAGGAACUUCCACCAGCUUGCUGGAAAGAGGCUUCUGCUUGCAACAAGAUAGCAAGCUGGAAAAGGUGAGAACAGCAAAACUCUGUGGGUAACUUGCGUUCUCCUUUACAACUUUCUCAGCAAACUUCAUACAUCUAAUGAAGUGGUUUGUUGGCUACGAUCAUUCAAACCAAAAUGAACAAGUUAGGGUCAAUUCACGCAAACUGUUUUUUAACUUGUUUGUAAACCACAUAGACGUUUUACCAUCAAUCCUGCUUGAGUCAGGCUGAAAAUUAUGUAAGUUGUGAGAAUCAGACUUUAGUAUUUAUCUCACCAACAGCACUUAACGUUUUUCCAGCAACCAGCAUGGGGCCAUUUCUGUUGAAAAGCUUGUGGCUGCACCACAAGCUCAGUGUUUGUUAUCACAAACUGUAGUGCAGUCAUCACUUGAUGGUUUCUUCAAGCAGCUAGAUGAAUUUUCAGCAUAUGAUGAUGUGAAGGACUUUAUUCUCACACAUCUCAAAAAUCAAUCCAGAUAUAUAACAGAGCAAUGAGAUGAUAAAUUUUGCUCCAUGACUGGGACCAACUUGCAGUCAAGUGAGCCAAAAUCAGAUAUGAUCCUGGAAUUUAUUUCUGGUGACUCUGUAUGCCUCUGUAAAUCCAAAAGUAACUAGUGAUAUUGUGAGCGGAUAUAUAGGUUCUGGUAUGUUAGCCACUGAAGAAUGGGUGAUAAAUGUGUGAUCAAUAAAUGUUUUUGCUGCAGAUGUAGAAACUGGCCUGUUUAAUAGCAACUAGCUCUGCUCUUUUCCUCUGUCAUCCCUAAGAGCUGAGCAGCUCCUCUGCUGUCUGUCUUCUCAUCUUGCAACUUUUUCCUAAUGCUAAAGGAAAUCAACUACAGGGUAGGCAGGCAGGUCAACCAACAGAAUGAGGAAGAAACUCAGCAGAGUCACUGUCCUUUCUCCUUGGGUUAUCUUGUGUCACAGACACUGUAAUGUGGUUCUGACAGGCAGGAAAGCAGAAAUUGGAUUGCUUUACGGGGCUUGCAAGGAGCUCUAUAAGCCCCCCACAGCAAUGCAGCAGGCAGCUGAUUCCUGCAACAAACAGGCUUCCAUUCUUCCACCAGUCAGCUGAUGGGCAGGAGAGCUGAAUCCUACUUUUUGCAGGCAUCAGCUGCAUGAACAAGUUCCUUGCAGGGAACUCAAGGGGAAGCAUUGGCUCUCACCUAUCUGGGCAGUAGAGCUGAAGCCUGCUUUCCCUAACCAAUGCACAGUCAGGCUCCCAAUGUGCAUUGGCGUCUGUGUCUCUACCUGCCCCAUAUAUGAUGUCAUGUAUGGGGCAGGUGGGUGUAAUUUGGGGAGAACUGCCUUCUGGGCCAAACUGGAACCUUUGGCAGUCAAAAUCUGGUCUUCAGCCUGGAGGUUCCCCACCCCUGAUCUAAAAGCAAAGGAAUAAUCCCUCCCAAAAUUGGACUGCAACUCCCCCCAGAUCUAGCCACUAUGACCAGUGGUCCAUUACAUUAAUGGACUUGACUCAGUUGGGCUCAUUAAUUUCAUUGGCUCUGUUCUGCCUGGACUUAAUUGAAUACAACUCAAUAUUUUGCAGCUGGCAAUAAAUUUCUAUUCAGUUUAACAAAGAUCUCUUAAAUAAUUAUUCAUCUUCCUAAAAAAUAGGAUGGUAAAUCUAAAUAUAUUCAUUUAGCCUUUGGAGAGGGCAAUUUGACCAAUCAGUCAUGAGCCAACAAUUUUGUGCUGAUUAAAUGUCCUAUAUGUGACUUUAAAUAUAACAAACGUUGAAGCAGCCGCAAGACUUUUGUACCCUUAAUCAGUACUCUUGUAUGGCCACUAUCAGAAUCCAUUUUGUAUGAACUGGGUGUUUUGUUACCUGUAUGGUUUCAUUAAACUGCUUUCAGGAAAGUUUAAAGGUUCAAUCACUGUACCGCUAAGGAGGACCCCUGCCUAAAAUUCUGGAGAACUACUACCAGUCAUUGUAUGUGAACAAUGCUGAGUUAGAUGGACUCAUAAAUCUGUCUCAACAAAAGGUAACUUCAGAAAAAGUAUUCUGAAUUAACUUUUCCUAGGAGUCUGCUCAAAAAAACCGUCAGGAUCUAUAGACAUAUUAGUUAAUAGACCUGUCUGAGGCCCCCUUCAGUCUUGCAUAACACCCACCUGCACUGCCUCUCUAGAGCCUUGUCAUGGCCCUGUACUUCGGACAAAGCCCAUAUUGGAUACUGAUGCUUGGCAUAAUGUGUUUUACAGCUUGGUGAAGCAAAGCCGGGAUAAAGAUGAGGCAAAUGUGGCAUUAGUUUGGAUCAAUGGGGAGCUCCACAUCAGAGUAUCCUGUCCCAUUGCUGCUGGCACUGAAUUGCUGUACUGGUUAGCAGAGGCCAGUCCUGCUUGCCUGGAAAAGAAUGCACCAGCAAAUAUAUCAGAUGGGGUAUUUGUCGCAAAGAGGAAAAUGGUAGAGGAGCAGCUAGCUAAGACCACCACUGUGGAAGCAGAGACUUUGACACAGAAAGGAGAUGCUUCCCUAGAUGGCGAUGCAAUAGAUUCCUUUGCAGGUACUGUACCUGAAUUCCUAGAAUCUUAGUCAGAAGGGGGUAUCACAGGUGAUUUAAGCAGCAUCGGAAACAGGAAGGGUUUUCAUUCUUUAAAAAAAUGACUUAACAUACUUGGUAAUAGAAACAUGCAUGUUCCUUAAGCAAAGAACUCCAUUGCCAAACUCUGCACACGCAGGCAACUGUAGUUGAAGCACCCUGUGUUUUGUCCUUCCUUUCACAAAAAGAGUUUAUGGUACAUGAUUUGAUUUUCACAGACCUAAAUUGUCAUCUGUUUGUGAACAAACUCAGACUGAUAGUAAUAUUUUAACUUGAAAGUUAGGGGCUCCUUUUUUUCCUUCAAAUGAUACUGUGGGAGGCAACUUGUUCAGAAUGUAUACACUCUCUUGCUGUGAAUAAGGAAUAUUUCUUCAGUGCUUUCAGGGCACAAUCCCCUGAGAGGCUGGCUUUCGGCAUCCCAAGUACAGAGAAUGGGAACCAAGUGUGGAAGCAUAUUCUUGCCCAGGACAAUUCAAUCAGCCCACAGCCGGGCAGAAGUGGAACUCAGGCCAAUGUCCACUCCUCUAGCCAGUGACCUUUAUUUUGCUCAACAGCACUGGCCAGCCCCACCCUUGCAAACAGUGCUUUGCUAUUUUAUUGCAGUGCUGGAGGAGGCGAUUUCUUUGAGAAGUGCACAUGGUGAAUCAGAAUGUUUAUCAUGCCAGAGUACAUUUGAUCAGAUAUCUGAGGGUAUGUCUGCACUAGAAGCUUAUGUUAGUUUUAUACCAUUUUAGCAAUCAUGGGUACCCACAAAUAAUCUUUGAGAGUUGUAGUUUGGUGGGGGCACUAAGAAUUAUUGUAAUUCAGACUUUAAGCUUCAGCUCUUGAUGCAGAAUCCAGAUGCCUGACUUUAGGUGCAGUGCACAGAUUAUGGUUCCUUCUUUUAAGUUACGGUUAUUUGCAUGUUCAUACACUGUGAGGAGCCUAUUUAGUUACUUAUGUUCCUGGCCCUUUCAGAUAUGUGGGCAACUCCUGUCUAUAAUGGUAGAAUCAGUCAGGCUCCUUACUAUCUCUGUUUCCUCACACACAAUUGUGUACACAGAACUUCAUUUCCCUAUGACAUUCUAUAUCCAUGUCUGUUUCCUUAAGAAUUUUCUUAGGUGAAUUAAACUGCUCAAGGUAACUCUGCUUGUUGUGAAUAAGGGAGAAACACAGGUCCCUGGUAUUGUGACUGUGUGGAUAAGCUGUUUUAGUUUGCAAUUCUUGCUUUCUAAAGAAAACAGCAAAGAUUACAAAUGAUAAGAGUGUUGAAAUUUGCUGUUUCUACACAUUUCUGUAACCUCAUUCUAAGUUAUGUAGUAAAGCACUUCAGAGAAAUCCAAUUUGCAUCAAAAAGAUUAAGGAAGCUGUGCUUCCAAAGUGAGCCUUACAGAAGAUACUGAAAUAUUCCUCCCCAAAUUCUAAACUUUUAGAAUAUUUAAAUUCAAGCAGAGUUCCCUAGCUAUAACCAGCUAUGUUUCAAUUCUCAGAAGCACUGCUUUGAUAACUAGUGGGACUUCUCAAGCCUCUGUGCUCAGCAAAAGAUCUCUGUUCAACAUGAUUGAGGCAGUGGGUGGGGAGUGGAGCUGUGCAUAGAAACAGAGGUCUCACCUUGAAGUGUCAAUAAUUACUUUGUUUUCUUUGUUAAGGGAGCUAAUGGUUACUGGUUCAAAUUGCAGGUGCUCUUGAUAUCCCCAAGGUUGUGGAGCAGAAAGCCAGAGCCCAUUGUCUUCCUUUGCUGGAUAAGAAGCUGCCAGUCAAGCAACCUCCUGGCCUGGAAAAUGAUCACAAGAAAAGGAAUGAAGAUGGGUUCCUGCAACAUGAGCUCAGGGACUCCAAGGAGCAGCAUGGAGAGAAGCAGCCCUUUGUGAGGUGCUCUGUGGCUGAGGAGGGUGGAAGUAAAGAAUAUGGUGUGCUGCAUCCUCAAACAGAGCAAGUGAAUGAGACACUAUCCAAGGUAAAACUGACUGACAUGUGUUCACAGCCGCCCCCAUCCAAUGCAAUUCAACCCAGUCCUCACUUGGCUGAGAAGGUGGAGGUGUUGAGGGGCCAAUCUUGUGCUGAAGGAGCCCCCAGUGGAUGUGCCAUGUCUACACCCAGGGCAGAGGAGCAGAGUGAAAAUCCCAAGCAGGAGGAAGUGUCUCCAAGCAACAUGGGUGGUGCUCCACAGCUCAAGGAGGCAGACCACGAGCGACGAUACCGGUGUGAAGAGUGUGGCAAAGCCUUCCUGCAGCUUUGCCACCUGAAGAAGCACCACUUUGUGCACACUGAUCACAAACCGUUCCUGUGCACAGAGUGUGGCAAGAGCUAUAGCUCGGAAGAAAGCUUUAAAGCGCACACACUGGGCCACCGAGGGGUGCGGCCAUUCCCCUGCCCACAGUGCCACAAGAGUUACGGCACCAAACGGGACCUUCAAGAACACCAGGUGCUGCACACGGGCCAGCGCCCUUUUGUAUGCCCUGACUGUGGGAAAUCCUUUGCCCGUCGGCCCUCUCUUCGGAUCCAUCGCAAAACCCACCAGGCUAAGGAGCCAAGGCCAUCUGCUGCCGCCGCCUGCCAGUGUGUGAUAUGUGAGCGGCAGCUGGCCAACCCUGGGUCACUGCGCAACCAUAUGCGGCUGCACACAGGGGAACGCCCAUAUACCUGCCCCUACUGCCCCAAGUCUUUCCGCCAGCAGGGCAAUCUCCGUGGGCACCUUCGGUUGCAUACAGGGGAGCGCCCUUACCGCUGCCACUUCUGUGGAGAUGCCUUCCCGCAGCGCCCUGAGCUGCGCCGUCACCUGAUCUCCCACACAGGUGAGGCUCACCUGUGCACAGUGUGUGGGAAAGCGCUGCGUGAUCCCCACACGUUACGGGCUCACGAACGUUUGCACACAGGCGAGCGCCCUUUCCGCUGCCAUCUGUGCCCCAAAUCCUAUCCUCUGGCCACAAAAUUGCGACGCCACCAGAAAGCCCACCACGCUGACAAGCCGCACCAGUGCCAAAUUUGUGGCAUGGGCUACGCCCUCCCCCAGAGCCUGCGACGUCACCAGCUUGAGCACAAAGGAAACCUAGAAGGGGAUCCAUCCAAAAGGGGCACGAAAGCCCCCCAGGAGCUGCCAGCUUCAGAGCAGCCAGCUGUGCUGGUAGUGCACUCUGUGGACAGGGCAGGGCCUGGAAACCACACAGAGCUCCUUCUCACCAAUGAUGGGCACUAUGUUACUGCACAGCAGAGCUCUGCCAAGCACAAGAACGUCAUUGAGAUUGCUGUCUCGGACACGGAGAAAGAAUGCAUCAUUGUGCAGGAGCAGGGCUCCGCCAGUGACAUGUUCAUUAUUCAAGAGGGUGUCAGUUUUAGCACAGUGGCAGAGGUGGUGGAGGUGGAGGUGCGGACAUGACUGUCAAUCUUUUUGCAGAUGGCAUUAAAACAUCUUUGGAAGUCUAAAUGUGCUCUAUCUAUGUGUUUGCAAGAAAACAGCAUGUGGGUUAUGAAAUAUAUACUGGGAUGUUUAGAAGGGAAUAGGUGACUUCAGUUUGGCCAAGGCUAUGGCUGGAUUCCCACCAUCAUUUCCAAAGCCCGUAAGCUUGGGCAAAAGCCUGAUAGAUGAGGUUAUGCCUGGAAGAAAGCCUUCACUAAGCAUCUCUUCUAUACUAUCAGAAUUUGUUUCAAAUUGAUCCAGUGUCAGGAACUGUACCAGUUCUGCUUGUGUGUUACAUAUGUUUAGUGAAAACGUGGCAAAACUGACUGAGUGGUGAAGAGUCUGCAGAUUUCCACAUGGUUAUGCACAUAUGGUCCAAAAAUUAAUGCAGUAGAAAGUAUGGAAGUAUAUCUUUUUUUAAAGUAAAAGAGCAGGAACUUCCAACAAUUUUCUGAGGUGUGCAAGGAUUAUGUCAACACCAGUGAGGGUUCAGAGUUCUUUAGCUUCAAAGGUAUAAAUAACAGGAAGCUACUGCUCCUGACUCAUUUGCCCAAACUGUGCUUAGAUGUGCUUUAACUUGAUACUUGCUGAAUCUGAGUAGGGGAUGAAGCCAUCAGAUGCCUGCUUUAAUUACAGCUAACGACAACAUUGGCUAAGAUCCAACUCCCACAUUAGCUUGGUGAUGUAAGCAGCUCUCAAAAACAUUGUGAUAGCACAUGCAGUCAAUCGUGUGACUCAGACAGAACAUAUAGGUGUUUCUUUUGCCAGUUAUACCUUUCCAUGGGCUUGUGCUGGUGAUGCUGUGAUAGUCACCAUGCAAUCUAGCCAAAUUGUGGUUGUUGGCUAUGUAUAUUAUUACCAUGAUGUGGGGUCCUGACUGCCCAGAGACAUUCGUUUGAUACCUACCAAGACAGUGUUUGGGUUUUGCCCAAGUCAACACAUUGCAAUCUGAGUGAGAAUUGUAGAUCCCAGAGUGGCUGCAACUGUAAUCCAAAGGUUUGCUUUUAAAAUCAAACCAAUUCAUUGGAUCUGGUAAAUAUCAUCUCAGCAGUUGCAUAUGAUACCUGUGUUGCUGGAUUAGACCACUUCAUACUGCAGGAGCAAGAUUCAAAUGGUGACAGUUUUCAUUCACAUGAAAGUAAAUCAAUGAGGAAGAGCUUUGCUAUGCCUGUAAUGCAUUUCAUUGCAGUAUAUAAAAACAAUGACAAAUGAAAAUGUUGCUUAAUUACAUUGUCUCGUUUCAACAUAGUACUUUGCCAAAUUUUCUACUUUUGUUUUGUUUAGCUUUUCCUUGACAGUGAGUAUCACAGCCUUCCUGUCAGGAGGUCAUGUUGCACCAUAGUGUUGCAAUGUAUAGUUAGUAGUUUUGGUCCAAGCUAAUUUGAAUUAAUGUUGGAUGGGAAUUUUUUUUAUUUUCCAUUUUUAUAUCACUUUAUGCGGUUGUAUUCACUACUUGGGAGUAAUUUUCUUCUUCCCAGCAUCCUGUGGUGAUAGGCCAGUCGGGUAUUUUAACACAUAGGAAACUGAGCCAAGAGAGUCUGAAUUGCCCAAAGCCAAAUCAAAACUUCACGGCUGGGUAGAAAUUGGAUUGCGAGUGUCUGUGGUCCAAUAUGACAUUUUAACAGUCCUUCCUUAGUGCUUUGCUAUUUCCAGAAAAUAUAUUGAGAUUUGCACUUGGGUUUAUUCAUUCACUAGGUGGCUCCCAUUGUCAACAAUAUCAUUUAUUAUAUGGUCACAGCCUCUGCAAAGUGGUGUUCAUUUACCACAUGCUUCCUUCUUGGAUACUUAGGAUGGGCCAGCUGUCAUUUGGUUCUGGUAGCAAUAGGUCACAUAACUACACUUGUUGCUUUUCUUAUGUCUCUGCUACCCCCACAUUUCCAAACCAUUUUGAUAAAGUAAACAGAUGCUUGAGAUUACAGUACUGACUUCCUACUGUUGGGCUCACCCAGUGGUACAUUUACAAGCAAUCACAAAGGAAGCAGUCUUUUGAGGCAGUAGGAUUUGGAGCAGUGAUCUAGAAUGGUUGGCAUGUAUGUUUUUUGUCUUUUCCAAGAGAGUGGUGCAGCUUUUGCAUAAAUCAAUAUUGACACAGCUGCAAAGUGACUUCCUGAUGCCAAAACCCAAGAAAUCCAUUCAUGAGUCAAAAUAUCAAUCUUCUGUCAUUGCUGAUGUGGUGUCAAGCACGUUUGUUGGUUGCGCUGAUCCCAACCAAUCACGGAUUGGAGGGAGGUGUCUUAUGCCAGUCUUUUAAGCAUAUGCACUUGUUUGCAUGAUACACAUGGUUGGAAAACAAGGGGUUGGGGGUCCUGUGAUAAUGCCUCAGACAAAAAAAACUCUUUGAGCCACUUAUGUAAGAGCUCGAACACACAAGAUAACUAUCUUUUGUGUCAUGUUUAGAAGGUGGCGAGAAUUAAGCAGACUUGGGUACCAGUUUUUAAGUUACAAAGUUAUUGCAAAGACCAGCCUGAACGUAAACAAGUCAAGGAGAGGUGGAGCCAAAUGGAGAUAGCCUCUCAUCUGAGAUAAUUGAGUGGCCCUGCUUCCCAUCUUUCUUUCUGCUGCAACCUGAUGGAUUGGCAGUUAUUAAUAUUUACAGUACUAGAUCUGUAUGUAGGAAUGGGAAAGAGAUUGUAGCAGAUGUUAUAAGGUGAAAAGGGGACUUGUUCAGGAAGUUAGAAAUGCUGAACUAAGGAGGGCUACUAGUCUGAUCUCAGCCUUCACAAAGGUUCAGGUUUGAGAAGAUGUUACAGGAAUCAGUCUUGACAGCUUGUGAAUGUUCUUCAAAAGUUUCCCUUCAUACAUGGGCCAGAACUCUUUGUCUGGAUGUUCUCCUGUGGUUGAACUCAGGCUCUGCCUAAAUAUCCCAGUAAGCUAGACCCAGAACUGGACAUUUCUCAAAUCUCUCUGCUUUAUUGUGUGUUAGAAAGAGACUCUGUGUUCUUCAAACUCUGCAAUCUGUUGGAGGUGGGGACUGUGCAAUUGCUCUUUGUACAAGUGGCCAAAGAGUCACUUCCCAGCUACCCUAAUGCUAAUAUUUACUUGCGUACCAUGGAGAUAACAAAUACUGACUAGAAGACCAUUACAGAAGAGAGACAAAGAAGAGCAAGAGAAAGGGGGCUGAGAUUGAUAGUUCUCUAAGCUCCUCCUACUCUUACAGUUUGUCUCAGAUGAGGACGGGGUAGGGACCUGUUUUACUAAACGGUGGACUAAUUUGGAAUCUCCAAAGACCUAAAUUCCAAGUGAUGAAUUUGAUGUUGCUAAUUUCUUUUGAUCAAGAGUAUACGGCUCAGAUUAUGGCCUUUCAAUAUCUAACUGUACUGGCUCCUAAUUUAAUUAUUUUAUCAAUGAGGCUCAUCUCAAUAAAUUUGAAGAUAAUAAUUGCUUUGCUGGAUUUAUCAAGUCCAGCAUUCUGUUUCUAGUAGCCAGCCAGAUGUCUCUAGAAGCUCAUAAGCAUGGUAAUAGUCACUCUGUGGUGUUUUCUUCAUCUGAUAGUCAGAGCUGUGCUGCCCCUGAAAAUGAAGGUUCCAUUUAGCCAGGGCUAUUUUCAGGGGGAACUCACUUGAACUCAGUUCUGGCAUAUGUCAGGUGGGUGCCUUUGCUAUCUAAGAGAAUGAGGGAGGCAUUCAUGGUGAGUUCUGGCACCUCUUUUUCUUGAAAAAUAGCACUGCAUUUAACUAAAAUAGACUUUGAUGAACCUUGCCUUUAUUAAUUUGCCUAAUCCUUUUAAGAAGUUGCCAAGCUGCUAGUGACUAUCCCCACAUCUUAUUGUCUUACAUUAUGUGUGAAGAAGUGCUUCCUUUUUAAGUCCUGCACCUAGUCUGUCAGCUACACUGAGUGUACAUAAGUGUUAUGAAAACAGAAGACAUUUCACUCUAGCUGCUUGCUCCAAGCAAUCAUGAUUUUACAAACUUCUGUGUUCCUUCUUAAAGUAAAACCCCAUGUUCUCAAGCCUAUCUUCAUUUGAAAGGUGCUCUGGGCCUUUGAGUUUAGCUGCCUUUCCAUACCCAUUUGAACCCAAUGAAGUUUUUGUAUUCAAUUUUGUAUAUUGUAUUCAAGGAAUAUUGAAUAUCGUGUUCAGUGAAUACAAUAAUUAUUCAUCUGUAUUUACCUUACAGGACUUGCACUAUAAUCUUGAAGAGUUUAUGACAUGCAUCUGUUUGAAAAUUACGUUUACCCAUUAAAAGUGGCUGGUCAAUAUACC